Molecule: messenger RNA, 2672 nt
Organism: Girardinichthys multiradiatus
Lineage: Eukaryota; Metazoa; Chordata; Actinopteri; Cyprinodontiformes; Goodeidae
Gene: lnp1
Product: leukemia NUP98 fusion partner 1
Exons: 4
Coding region: 327-1013 (228 amino acids)
Source: RefSeq, a predicted model, not a curated record
AUGUCUCUGUGAGCCACCGUAAAUAGAUUACAGAGGAUUCACUUAUUUAAAGACUUGAGCAAAAAGCUCUGCUGUUUAUUUUUGGAUUAUCCAGGAAUACCACAGGAACAACAACAAAAGCGCUCAGAGGCACUAGUGGCAUCUAAUAGAUUCUACCUUUGCCCUGUGGGACAGUUGUGUGUGUGGCAGAGCUGCCAGGCAGUUAGAGUCUUAGUGGGUCAGCUGAGCGUGGUCUUUGCUUUCUGCACCACUGAGCUGGGAUCUCAUUUGAAUCUGUCCUGCUGGGUUUGCUGAGCCAAGAGGCUGUGUGUGUACAGCCACUGAUCAUGUCCCUCAGACUCCUUCCUGCUAUCGUUAUGGAAAACGAUGAGGAUGAUGAUGGGAACUUUACCAAAUGGAUGAGUAGUUACUGGGGUCACGGAACAGACGCCGGACAUUCCAGAGAGAGAAAACGCAGCUUCAGACGGCCUACGAAAGCACAGAUUAAUCGUAGAGCAUCACUCCCUACUGUGACACAAUUAGACGCCAUGAAGCUAAGCAAGAUCCACACAGUGACCAAGGUGCCCAUUACCAAAAUAGGAGAAGAGAAGGGGGAGGUCAGGCCCCACCAGAGGGUUUAUCACACCUCCUCGGAUGAAAACCGGCCCAAGAUGGCCAUCCCAGAGGGCCGCAUCACCCCCAUCCUAGAGAUCACAGAGUCCUUCCAGAAGGGGCUGUGCUUCAAUGACAAGAGAACCAUGUCUCUGAGUGAUAAAGACAAGGUGUGCCUGAUUUGUCAUGAAGAUAUGUGUAAGAGUGCUGAGAGAAUUCAAGAACUUCACUGUGCACACCGCUUCCACAAAGAGGAGGCCGGGAGGUUAGAGCAGAGUGUGCCACGCAGAAGCAGCGACACAGCAGCUGGUCUGCUCAGGAGGCUCUCGGUUCAAAGGAGGAAGUCUGCAGAUGGAUCAAUUUCCGCUGCAAGGGAGCAGCACACCCCACUUCGUCAGCUUUCCCUGCGAAGACAUCGCUAAAAUCUCUUAGUAGAAGGGUGCAAUCUUUGAAAAAAAGGAUUUUAAUGAUUUCUCCAAACAUCAGGAUUCCUUCAUGCUUAUUUACAACAAUAUGUAUGUUGUAUGUCCACGACAUGUCCCACAUGUCGUGUCUAUGUCUCCGUGAUACAGCCUCUCUACCGGUCUCUACUGGUCUUUGUCCCGGACUAUUGUCUGAAUCUGCAAAUCCUGAAAACUGCCCUAUGAGCUAUGUUGUUGUGGUCAGAUUUUGAUGUUCAAGCUAACCUCUUGCUCCUUGGGGUGAAAAACUAAAUUUGUGGUAGUUCAAAGAUUUCAAUUUAUAAUUAAAAGCACUUAAUUAUCAGAGAUAACUUGUGACUAGUUUUUGUGACUAUGUAAUUGAGGUCAUUUGAAUUUAAUACUUUCAAGUAUUAGCUGUACCAGAGGUUUUUUGAAUACUAUGAGCUUGUAGAGUUCCUGACAAAAGUAUUCAUACCGUUUAAACGUUUUGUCAUAUUACAACAAAAUUCAAUGUAUUAUCUUGGGAUUUUAUGUAAUAGACACAUACAAAGUCCUGCAAAAUGGUGAUUUGGAAGCACAAUAAAAAUCUGAAAAGUAAGGCAUGAAUUUGUAUUCAUUGAUUUUUCCAGAAAAGCUUAAACUUGGUUAGACAGGAUUUGAGCUUCAGUUUAAAGUCCUCUGACAGAUUCUUGGUUGGAUUUAGGUCUAGACUUUCACUAGGCCAUUCUAACACAUUAUUAUGAUUUGAAAUACACCAUUUAAUUGUUUCUACCGCUAUAUGUUUAGGGUCGUUAUCUUGCAGGAAAGUGAACCUCCAUCCCAGUCUUUAGUCUUUUGCAGCCUCCAGCAGGUACUUUAUGAAUGAUUACCGUGUAUUUAGCUCUAUCACGAUGCUGCACAAUUUUAGUUUUAUACCACAGAAAACAUUUUGCAUGUAGGCAAAAAAAAAAAAAAAAAGAAAUUGGUAUUUUAUGACCACAACCACUUUUUCCACAUUUGCUGUGUCCCCUGCAUAGCUUGUGUGUUAACUGCAAAUGGGAUAUCUAGUGACUUUAUUUUAACAAUUGCUUUUGGUUUUGCCGCUCCUCCAUAAAGGCCAGAUUUGUGGUGUGCACACAUAAUAGUUAUUUCUUCAACAGAUCCCUUUACCUGAGCUGUCAGUCUCAGCUCUGCAGCUCCUCCAGAGUUACUGUAAAGUUCCUUGGGUAUGAAUACUUUUGGAAGCUACAAUAUCUGGUGUAAAUAUUGUCUGUCAGCUACAACUUUGUAUUAAAGAAAUGCAUAUAAAAAGUAUAUAAAACAUCUGCAUAUGUGUAAAUAUCUGUGCAUGUUCAGAUACCAAGUUACUUUUGCUGACCUUGUUUUAUUACAGCCCAGGUGUUGACCUUGAGACCAUAUAAUGUGUUGUUAAAUUCUUCAGAAUGUUGGACUGUAUCUGUUUUAUCAGUUUUUAAACACAGGAAACUGUCUUUAUUAGGGAAUAAAGAAAACACGAGGCACAGUUGUCCUUCUCACUUACAGUCAGGGUCAUCCUCUAUCCUGUUGUACAUGUGCUUACUGCAGAUCAACAUGUGGGAAAUUACAUCCUGGCAUGACUGCAGAAAGUCAAUAUGUGCAUAAAUUACUGACUAGGUUAACCAAUAAAUUUAGUGUGGGUGA